UGUAUCGUCACUGGCUAUUGAUACUGUUAAAAAUUAUAACGAUUUGGAAAGUGUAACAUAUGAUGUGGGAUUCCUGUUUCCGUUGAUGGGAAUAAUGCUGAAAACAUUGUUAAUUAAUAUUGACCAACAAGGUAUUCUUGAAAUGAUCGAAGAUGUUCAUAACCCAAUUAAGAAAUUAUGUUACAGUUCCGAACUUGGAAUGCUUAUAGAAAUAAAGAUAACGAUAUUUUGGCAAUUUUUGGAUUAUAUUAUAUUUGCAUUAGUUUUGGGAUCUACUACAGUAACAAUAACCAUAAUGGCAAUGGUUUCAGAGACUAAAUUACCACUGAGGGGAUACUUUCCAUUCGAUGCCACACAAAGUCCAUUAUACGAAAUGAUGUAUUUCAUACAAGUUUGGGAUAUAUUCAUAAAUUCCACGUGGGUUCUUUUUCUCGAAACGUCAAUUAUCGAGUUGAUACGAUGGAAUAAUGUGCAAUUAAUCGUAUUACAAAAUAAUUAUGAAAAUUGUACAAAUUGGAGGAUGCCUCGUGCUCAUUUUGAAAUAAGUGAUGAUACCUAUGAAACUAUUAUAAAGUUUCAAUUUUUCAAAGUAACUGAGGAAGAACAGAAAAUACAUUUAUUUAUGCCUUUCGAUGAGAGCGAGGUUAAUAUCCAAAAUGAUUCAUUUGCACUGAGAUUUAAAACCUGUUUGAAACAUCAUCGGCAAAUAGUUGACAAUGUCAAUAAAUUCAAUGACUAUUUCAGCGUCGUACAAUUUUUUACAGUAUUCAUUACUUGUUCGUUUGCCUGUUUAUAUCUUUUCCAAAUAGCUGUGAACAAACAAUCAACUGUCGUUGUUUUAAAUACUGCUAUUUUGAUGUUAGCUGAAUUAUGUCAUCUAGGUUUUUGGUGUGUUUUUUUAAAUUUCAUAUUGGACGAAACGGAAAAAACUCAUCAAAGUCAAUAUAACUCGGGUUGGGAGAGUGAAGGUAAUAUAGAAGUGCAAAAUCUUCUUAUAAAUUCAUUGAUUGGGAGUAAAGAGCCAUUGAAAAUAACAGCAGGAAAAUUUUUCGUAAUGUCUCUGGCAACUUACUUAGCAGUGAUUCAGAAGUCCUACUCAUACUUUGCUAUACUUAAUACGGUGCACAGUGGUUAA
Molecule: messenger RNA, 1135 nt
Organism: Cotesia congregata
Lineage: Eukaryota; Metazoa; Arthropoda; Insecta; Hymenoptera; Braconidae
Source: the annotation of a GenBank genome assembly